CAAUUUUAACGGCUUUUAAAAAUUCAAAUUACAUCCUUCAUCUUUGGUCUGAUCAAAGUCCAAAAUCACCAAAAACCUCAUUUUACAAGCUGUUGUCAAGCCAUUCAGGUCGUUUCCAAGCUUCUUUAAAACAUAAAAUACAAGAUGGGAAAAAGUGUUGAAGUAAAGCAAGUGGAAUUAGUUGAAAAGCUGGUUAAAAAGUUUGAUGAAGUUAUGUCCGACGAAGAUGCACUUGCUGACGUCUUAAAUGGACUAGUUGAUGCUUUGAAACCAUUAGCUAAGGAUGAAAAACAAAAAGUACAGUAUGGUGAAUUGUGUGCUAUUGUAGAAGGGAUUCUCGAAUAUAGCAGUGGAUUUGCUUCAAAAACCAGCACAAGUGAAAAGCAGCAAGCUAAACUAAAGAAGUCCUUAAAUGCAAUCAUUAAGAUUAAAGAGUAUUUGGUUUGUUCGCUAAGCAUUAAUGUUGAAGAAGAUUAUGGACCACAAAGACGUAUAGGAUCUGACGAAAACACUGUUUUGGAUCAACAGGAAGCAUCUGCAGCAAAAUAACAUCUACUUCCUAAGCUAUAUUUUAAUAAUUUUUUAACUUGUAAAGCACCAUUGUGGAAAUAAAGUUUAUUGUGUAGUUAUUAACCCUA
Chironomus riparius is the source of this 638-nucleotide messenger RNA. NCBI's taxonomy places the organism in Eukaryota, Metazoa, Arthropoda, Insecta, Diptera, Chironomidae. The record is from the annotation of a GenBank genome assembly.